This is a messenger RNA of Gloeophyllum trabeum ATCC 11539, 1791 nucleotides long. Its product is annotated as acid protease. The transcript has 12 exons. Gene Ontology annotation, molecular function: aspartic-type endopeptidase activity. The record is from RefSeq and is a predicted model, not a curated record. The coding region runs from base 82 to 1791 and encodes 569 amino acids. Lineage: Eukaryota; Fungi; Basidiomycota; Agaricomycetes; Gloeophyllales; Gloeophyllaceae. Gene Ontology annotation, biological process: proteolysis.
AAUAGACUCUAUAUUUACUGUACCAUCCUUCACUGGCUCAGGCGUAUGCGAGCACUACGCUGAUUCUUCGCCGCUACCACCAUGUUCGCGGUGUUGCUUGUCGUCUUGGUUGCCCUGCUCGAUAUUGCGAGCGCCGUCACCGCCGACAAGCGCGACUGCUGGUACGAUGACUGUGAACAGCAGGUCAAGAGCUUCGAGAAGAUCAACGUGUCCCCCUCCCUGCUUGAGGCCAGCAAUCCUGCGAAAACUGGACUGCUCCCAGUAGCCUGGUCAGAUGAUGAACAGUCAUAUUAUUCUGUGAUUUCAGUGGGAAAUAUAAGUUUCCGCGUCGCACUGGACACCGGUUCCGCAGACCUAUGGAUCACCUCCUCUGCGUGCACGACGAGUGCAUGUCAUUCCGUCCCAAAAUAUCCGCUCACUUACCAAAGCCCCUCCUUCGCCUCCGUUAAUGAUAAUAAUACCGCCUUCUCGGUCAGUUUUGCUGAUGGGACGGCUGCGUCCGGGUAUGUCGCCCGGGAGAAAGUGCAACUGUCAAACUUGACGGUCCCCAAUCAGGCCUUUGGCAUGGUGUCCCAGUCAAACGUCACGAUGGGAUCCCAAAUGAGUGGCAUCUUGGGUUUAGGUUUCCCGCGACUCUCAACAAUAUCCAAUAACGUGGUCAACGCGACCCCGUUCUUCGCGAGUUUAUCUCAGCAAGGAAUUGUUAAUUACCCGUUAUUUGGUCUGAGCCUGACACGAAAUACGAGCGGCACUCUCACACUAGGUGCCAUAGACUCAUCGGUGGUAAAGGAUGUGAGCCAGAUAGAAUGGAAUGAAGUUGUGGCUUUUUCACCAUUCGGGACGGAAAGGAAUACCACCAGUUAUCUCCAGUGGGCUAUCCCGAUGGGCAACAUCCUGGUGAAUGGGUCUGCUAUCACGCCUUCACCUACCUAUCCCACUGCGUACUCGAACCAGUCACUAGCGCUGUUGGACGUGGGCACUCCUGGGAUCUAUGGUCCCUAUCAAGAUGUGUCUAGCAUAUUUUCUGCUAUCGACGGCAGCCGCCUUGUGGAUACAAAGGAUGGCGGCCAGUGGGCUCUCCCGUGCGAUGUCUCUGAGACAAUUUCAUUCGUAUUCGGAACGACGAAUUUCACGUUACAGCCUUCGGACUACCUGAUUGGCCCGACAUCUGGAAACCCGGACCUUUGCCUAGCAUGGCCGAGGGCGUCUGCGCCUAGUUCGGACGGCAUCGACUGGCAGCUGGGUUCACCGUUCUUGCGGACUGUGUAUUCGAUCUUCAGUUACGGUAUUGACGCAAAAGAGCCGCCUAUGAUCGGACUAUACCCCCGGAACAACGCCAGUGCCCCCGUCGAGUCGCCGCAGUAUAUUUCGUCCUUCAUGUCAGCCGCCUCGGCCACCGUCGCCACCACGCUCCCAAAUUACCUUCUUCCCACGCCGUCCUAUAGCACCCCCCCGUUCGCGUUCAACACGUCUAUCCCUGCAUCCAUCGGCCAGAUUGUCACGUCCGAUCUCGCGACGAGCACCUACAGCCCCAUCCUUGCCACCCCCGCCGCACUGAAUGUUACCGCCAUACCCACCGUCUCGCCGUCGCCCACACUGCUCACCCUGAUCAUCACUGAUACGUCGGGCGAGGUCCGGACGACGACAUCGACUGCGUCGACGCCGUCCGUCACGCUCGGCGUGCCAUACGGCUGGUCCGCAAGCGCAGGCUCGAGACUGCCUGUUCCUCUCUCUCGGACAUUGCUUGCGUGCUUGUCAUUGGUUGUAUUAGUGCUGAGCAGCACAUCAUAA